This is a messenger RNA of Ochlerotatus camptorhynchus, 1421 nucleotides long. RefSeq names its product Cytosolic thiouridylase subunit 2 (gene Ctu2). Lineage: Eukaryota; Metazoa; Arthropoda; Insecta; Diptera; Culicidae. The record is from RefSeq and is a predicted model, not a curated record. The coding region runs from base 72 to 1418 and encodes 448 amino acids. Gene Ontology annotation, biological process: tRNA wobble position uridine thiolation. Gene Ontology annotation, cellular component: cytosol. Gene Ontology annotation, molecular function: tRNA binding; sulfurtransferase activity. The transcript has a single exon.
CGUGCGUUGUGAUUUUAUAAAAAUUAACUUAUAAUUUCUACGUAUUUUUGCUUUAUAAUCCUUUUAAAAAAAUGUGCAGUAUUGGUGAAGACGAUUUCGGAGAUGAAGGUGGAGUUCACGCCAUGAAAGAGGAAUCUCCUGUACCGGCCGACCGUACGUCGGUUUCCAUCGGUACUGAAAUCUGUCGCAAAUGCAACGAACACCUGGCCGUACUCAAGCUGAAUCUGAAGGAACCCCAGUGUCGGGACUGCUUUCUGCACUAUGUGCGACAUAAGUUCCGCGCAUCUCUCGGGGCUACCAAGAUCGUCCGACGGGGUUCCAAAGUGCUAGUUGUAUUCACCGGUUCGGCGGAGAAUGUCGCUAUGUUGGAUAUGAUUCGGCAUGGGUUGGAGCAAGAUGCAUUCAAGAAACUGAGGAUCGUUCCGUUGGUACUUUUUGUUACUGAGGAUUUCCUUGUUCUUGGUGGGGAUCAAGUAAAGUAUGAUCAGAGCGUGGGAAAAAAGCUCGAUAUUUUGAAGCAGUUUAACUUUCCGUCAUAUUUCACGGUUCUUGGAUCAAAUGAAUACUGCAGCAUAACAGAGGAUACUUUGACAGAGAAGUUUAAAUCGGACCAGAAUAAAUUCAACGAGAUAUUGCAAGGACUCAAAAGUAUAACAUCAAAGCAAGAUUUCAUUGUUCAAGCAAGAAAGCAAACGUACAAAGCAGUCGCUAAGGAACUGGAAUGCGGUUACAUUUUCCUAUCGAGUAUUGGAUUGGAUUUAGCAAAGACACUUCUAUCGGAUGUGGCACUCGGGAGAGGACGAUCGCUUUCGCUGGACAUUGCGUUCUGUGACGAUCGCGACGAAGAAACGAAGAUAAUUCGACCCAUGAGGGAUUUGAAUCUCGACGAAAUUGAAAACUAUAUGAAGUUUGCUGAGAGUCAGCUGCAGAGCGCUGUGUUGGAACAUCCAUUCAAAGAUAAGACCAGUUUACAGAACAUGACAUCGAAGUUUGUCGACGGAUUGCAGCAGUCGUUCCCAUCGACGGUAGCUACGGUAUUCCGAACUGGGGAUAAAUUAGAAGCAGUUAAAGCUUCUCCUGUUAAGGAGUUGGAAGGCGAAGAUAAUUUGUUUGAAUUGUUUGAUAAAUCGUUGAAAAUUAAAGCAGGUGAAGAACAACCAACGAGGUGUAAGUUCUGCCAUUCUAGUCUGGACUAUCGUGAUUCAACCACUCUGUUUGCUACGGAAUUUUCACGAAUGGUGUCUUCGAGGAUUAAUGUGGAGCUGAGUCACGAGAAGAUCAUCGAAAGCACAAGGCUAAUGGAGCAAGAUGCCUGCAAAGCGGUCAACGCAGAACUGGAAGAUGAUGAAAUGCGACUGCUUAAAAAGGAGUUAUGCCAUGCAUGUAGGAAUAUUUUUGUUGAUUUUGAAAGGCAUUAAUAU